Messenger RNA from Diabrotica virgifera virgifera (western corn rootworm), 3565 nucleotides. RefSeq lists its product as uncharacterized. The record is from RefSeq and is a predicted model, not a curated record. Bases 1751 to 2248 code for a protein of 165 amino acids. Gene Ontology annotation, molecular function: nucleic acid binding. The transcript is spliced from 2 exons. NCBI's taxonomy places the organism in Eukaryota, Metazoa, Arthropoda, Insecta, Coleoptera, Chrysomelidae.
CUUUAGAGUAUGGAAAAUUAUAUAGUGACCGACAAGAUCUAUGAGAAAUUUUAAAAACCAACCUGCUGAUAAUCCGCUAUUGAUACCUAUUGUAACACUAACCCCCAGAGAGACAUUACAGAGUUGUACUAACCUGUAUCCAACAUUUAAAUAAAAUUACCGAAGAAGUGUUGAAUUUUAAAUUAUUAGACGUUAUUAGUUGGUUUAAGUGCUUUUACAAAUUGAUCUUAACAAUGGUUUUUAUCAGUAAACAAUCUCGCAAUAUAGUAUUAAAAAAUACUUGCGUUCAUCCUUUUUUUUAAUUUAGGACUGGCAAAAUAAUAGCUAUUUGUAUAACAAGGAAGCAAAGUGCUAUUUUUCCUCCCGAGAAUUAAGUUUACUUCAUUCAAGAAUCAUUCAAGGGAGGAAAAGUACGACUAUGCUCCCUACAAUCAGGUCAGGAAAUGAAUACUUUCGGUAGAGGUAUGUAGGUGGAAAAAUAUUUUUCAGUUACGAAAAUAAGUAGACAUUUUGUUUUGUGGGUUCGUCAAUGAACACUAUUUAUCGAUAUACAUAAAAAGAAGUAAAACUUAUUCCAAAUCCAUUAAAAAAUAUUUUUGUAAAAUGUUAUACAACAUGUCUUUGUUUGUAACAUUUAAAAAUAAUUAAGAGAAAUUCCUGCGGUUGACCUGAAUACAAAUUUAUAAACAAUUUUAUAUUUCCGGUAAUUGCUAAGUACUUAAUAAGUACAUUUUCGUAGAAUCAUUAAAUGGGGCGGGAUCAUUGUCACAAUAUUUAAAUAACGCAAUUAGUCAUUCUUAAGCAGUAUAUUUUGUGGUUCUUUCAGCCAGAGUUUGUUGAAAAAAAGCGCGUUGUGAUAUAAAAUUUAGUAUUUAUCAAAGAACAAUAAAUGUGGCGGCCAUGGGAAAGUGAUACGCAUUUACCUGACGAAAAUGAACCUACGGAUAAUUUAGAAGAUAAAGAUGGAAGUGCGGGGUCAAGUACUCACCAAAGGAAGAAUUUGUGUGUAACUGAGCAAAAUAUGGUGUUAGAUGUAUUUGACGGACUUUCUAAAAAAAUGACCAAAUAUGAAGCUGUUAAGCAAACGGCGAUAUUAACAAAAAUUUCUUGUGUAACAGUGUACCGUUUAAUAAAGACUGGUUCGAAAUAUAGAAAAACAAGAAAGGAUUUGGGAAGCUCUUAAAAAAUUCAACCUUACCUCUUGGAACCUAUUAGUGAGACAAUAUAUAAUAUGUAUGCAGCUAAAAUUAUGCCUAACCUAAACAAUAUCAUGGCAAAAUUAAAAGAAAAACAUAUGGUUCAUGAUUGUUCCACAAAGACUCUGGGACGACUUUUGACCAAAAAUGGUUUUAAAUAUAAAACUGUCAAUAAGAGACAAACCAUAAUGGAAAGUAGCCGCCUAAUAAAAUGGAGGAAUGAAUAUAUCGAAAAAAUUUUACAAUACCGCAGUGAGUGUCGAGAAAUUUAUUAUCUGGACGAGACUUGGUUUGAUUCUCACGAAACGAUAGAUAAAGCCUGGGCAAACGGUUUAAGCAAAUGCCAAAUAGAUGUACCUCAUUCUAAAGGCAAGCGAAUUUGCAUAUUACAUUGCGGAGGACAACAUGGAUGGGUGAACGAUGCGUUAUUGUUGAGUUCCAAAAGUAUUAAAGACAGUUCUCUAGACUACCACCAAGGCAUCGAAGGGACGCUUUUUGAAUCGUGAUUUGAGAAUACAUUACUCCCAAAUUUAAAAGCAAAUAGCGUGAUUGUUAUGGACAAUGCAUCAUAUCACUCCAGAUGCAUUAAAAAAAUUCCAACCAAACAGAGUAGAAAGGAUGAAAUUCAAGAAUUUUUAAUAGCCGAAGACCUAUAUUUUGAGGAUCAUUACACCAAAGAUCAACUAAUUCACGUUCUUCAUACAAAAGUCGUAACUAAAGAACAUAUUGUAGAUAAAUUAGCCACUAACAAUGGACAUAUGGUUUUAAGAUUACCUCCAUAUUACUGUGUGUUGAAUCCCAUAGAAUUGCUAUGGGCUCAGUUAAUAAACCAUAUCCGGAGGAACAACACAUCUCCAAAAGAUGCCCAAAGUGUUGUCGAACUAAUAAAAACGGAGUUCAAAAAUAUCAGUGCUCAAAACUAUCAAAAUGCUAUAAAACAUGUAAAGAAGAUUGAAAAGGAUUACAUGAAAAAUGUCCCAGCCUUGAAGAAAAUUAUUAUUAAUUUGGAUGAGAGUGAUGAAGAGAACGAUAAUGACGAUGAGUUGGAAUAACCUUUAAAUCCUAUUGGAAGAUCCCAAGUGAAUGUGAAUUUUUGAAGUGGCUAGUAUAUCAUUUAAUUUAUGAUAGUAAAAAGACCAAUUGGUAACUUUUUGUGGCAUCGCAUGUGACAUGUAAGUAAAUAAAAACUAUUUUUUUCAUACCUGUCAGUCUAAUUUUAACCUGUUUUACUUUAACUUAUGAUGGUGUCAUGUCCCCCAAAAGCUUUUUCCAUGUAACAACGACGACUUUCGUUGCACAGCUUUUUACUUUUUUACAAAAUAUAUACCUCUUACAAAAAAUUUUGUACUUUUAUUGUGAACAAAUUUAACUUCUUUUAUAUAGUGAGGUCCUAAAAUAACGGAUAAAUUCAUUUUCUACGUAAAUUAUAAGGGCAUACGAAAAAUCCUCAAAUAUACACAAAAAUACACUUUCUCAAUAAAAUCAUUUAACUACCUCCUUAACCGCCCAAGGGGUAAUAGCUACCCAUCUAAAAAGUUUAAAUAAAGGCGUGUGAUACGGAGUUUAAGAGGGUUUUCAAUUCUCUAUUCAGAAAUGUAAUAUUUUUGAUUUUUGGACUUGAUACUUAAGAAAGAAGUUAUUUUAUUUCUUACAUAAAAAAGUCCUCGAUUCAAAUAGUUGUCAUGAUUGACUAGUAUAUUUGUUAUCUGGUUGACAAAAAAGUAACAUCGAAUCUUUUUAAACAUUUAGGUAAAUGUCUCAAAAAGUAGCUAUUAUCCUUAUGGGGUUAAAGGGGUAGUUGAACGAUUUUAUUGAGAACGUAUAUUUUUGUGUGUAAAAAUUGACCUGGUUCAGGAGUUUUCAUCUACUUUAUAAUUAAGUACGUAAAAAUUAUAUCUAUCCGUUACUUUAGGACCUGACUGUAUAAUAUAUUAAUAUUAAGUGUUCAUUGACGAACUUGUUAAGAACCGAAGCACGGCUAAUAAAAAAACUUGUAAAUCCACCAAAGCAACAUUUUUAUUUUCGUAACUGAAAAAAUAUUUUAUUUUGCCAAUCUUAAUUUUGGAAAAAGGGUGAAGGAACAUUUUUCUAAAUACUAGAUAUAUAUAAUACGAGGUAGUUUACUUGAAAAAUAAUCAGUAUAUCGAUCAAUUGGUAAAAACAUUUAAGUACACAAAUUAAUAAUUUGAAAUUCAACACUUUCUCCGAUAAUUUUAUUUGAAUGUUGGAUACAACUCUGUAAAUGUCUCGCUGGGGGUCUGUGUUACAAUAGGUAUCAAUAGAUACCUAUUACCGGAUUACCAGUAAGUCGUUUAUUAAAAUUUCUCAUAGAUCUUGUCCCUCACAAUACCCCUCCAGGAGGACAUUGU